GAAAAAAAGAAGUCUGCCAAUCAGUGAGCGAAUCUUCAACAAAAGCCCCAUAAAUUAGCCCGAUGUGCUGGGCGCUGCCAGAAUUUCCCUGUCGUGUGUCCAAAUCUCACCCAAAUAUUUACGACAGCGGCGAAAGCAGCGCUCGACUCACUGGGACGUAUUUCCUUGCGCUCCAGGAAGGAUGUUGAUGAGCGAGGAUUGAAUUUCUCUCUUUAAACCCGUGAUGUUUGUAACCCAAUUAGAAGCCGUCUCAGUGCAAUUGGCUGAACUUUGGUGGCCGAAAGUGGACAGUUUCUCGUUAUCUGGAUGCUUUCGUACGCACACGCACAGAUUUUGUAUGUGAGUGUGCGAGCGAGCGUGUGUGCCCACGUGUGCACACGUAUGUGUUGAGGUCGAAAAGUGAAUGAGAAGUUACUGAUUGCCUAAUUUUAUUCAGCAGAACGAAAUUCUGGUAACUUUUGGAUGACCUCUGCGAGACAAAGACAGGACAGGUCUAUUGUACAUCAUAUUGCCCUCUUCUUUGAUGUCUUUUCUUUUCCUCGCCUCCUUAUCGGUUCCCUCCCUUCAAGUCCCGCUCCGACUCCUCGCUCCGCAUCUCUCUCGAGGUUUUAUUCGUACCGGAGCCCGGCGGCCAUCCCGCCCGGCGGAUGGGGCGGGGGGGCGAGCGGGGGGGAGGUGAGGGCUCUGCUCAGACAAAGGCUGCCCGCACCUGGGGGCAGGGAGGCGGCCGCACGCGGGGAAUGGCCCCAAAACUCCGGGAUCGGCCCCGGAGGGCGAACCCCGGCGCGGAGGGGUCACUCAGCUCCGCGUAUAUUAUUUAGUUAAAUUCGUGGAAAUUCUGAGGCGCACACAAAUCCGGUGAUCGGCUCCCCGCCUCCCCAUUGGCCGGGCCGGUCACAUGCACGCCUAACUUUAUUCAGUUGACAGCAAGUAGGAGGGCUCUAUGGAAGGAGAAAAAAAGACAACACGAGAAAAAUUAGUAUUUUCUACCUUCCGAAAUUAAUGGCCAUGAGUUCGUAUAUGGUGAACUCUAAGUAUGUGGAUCCCAAAUUUCCUCCUUGCGAGGAAUAUUUGCAGAGCAGCUACCUAGGCGAACAGGGGGCCGAGUAUUACGGGGCCUCGCAGGGCUCCGAUUUCCAGCACCAGGGGCUCUACCCACGGUCAAACUACAGCGAGCAGCCCUUUGGCUGCGCCGGUGCCCAGGGCUCCGCCGUGCAGCCGCGGGGUCACGGACAGGAGCAGUCCGCCCCUCCGAGCCACUUCCCCGGCCAAGCCGAGCAUUGUCCUCCGCCUCCAAUGUCCAACUCCCGAGCCUGCGGCCAGCAGCCAGCCCUCAAAGCCCCCCACGGGUCAGCAGUUAAGCAGCCAGCAGUAGUUUAUCCCUGGAUGAAGAAAGUCCAUGUUAACUCGGUGAACCCCAAUUACAGCGGAGGGGAACCUAAGCGCUCCCGAACAGCUUACACCAGGCAGCAAGUCCUAGAACUGGAAAAAGAAUUUCAUUUUAACAGGUACCUGACCCGGCGCCGCCGUAUCGAGAUAGCGCACACUUUGUGUCUCUCUGAGCGCCAGAUCAAGAUCUGGUUUCAGAACAGAAGAAUGAAGUGGAAAAAAGACCACAAACUGCCCAACACUAAGGGCAGGUCUUCCUCCUCCGGUUCUAACCCCCACUUACAGACUGUUCCCAAGGACCAUCAGACUGACUUGACAACUUUAUAGAAGAGGUGACAUUUUCCAUUUCAUCCUUCGAUUCUGACCAGUACUGUACAUAAGUGACACUAUCCAAGCAGAACCUGCGUGUAGCAGCCAAGGAGUCGAGAAACUGCCAUCUUUCCAUAAGGUACUGUGGUACAAAGGAGACUAAAUGACGCUACUUCGGACUUUUAUUUUAUUUGCCUCUCGCUAGCACAGAAAGAAAGAAAAAAAAAAAAGCAUCAUACAGGCAGUAGGAAUUGGGAAAAUAUUAAACGAGACCUUCUGUCCAUAAAAAGUAAUAAAUCAUUGAAAAUGAAACUGUCCCGUGUUUCAGUUUUGGAUUUGAAAGUGAAGGUUCGAUGCUUUAUUCUGGGAUUUUUGCUUUUAAUUGUCUUUUUAUCCCAGGCAGCGAGUGCGAUGCUUUUGGGGCAAGUUGAGGACAGGACAUUUAUGGCAUAGUCCUUCUUUGAACACAAAGACUCGCGAUUGUGAACUUUUUUUUGUGCUGCUUUACCUUUCUUGGUGUGAUGAAAAUUACUCGCUCAUUUCCAUAAUUUUCAGAAGCUGUGCAUAGGAAUUAAGUGAAAACGGGUUAUUUUGUGUCCUGAUGGUGUUAGCGUAUUUAUUUAUUUGUUACGUAGAAGAGUGAAGAUAAAAAAAAAAGAAAAAAAGAAAAAAAGAAAAAAAGUCAAACCAAAAAAUGGGAAAAAGGGCUGAAAUGCAGCAUCUCUACUUCCCAGUCUCACGAGCCCACGUAUGAUGUUUACUUGUCUUGAACGUACACAACUUUCUGGUCCCAUUUUAUGCAUUUCUUCCUUUGUGGAGAAGCGUCCCUGCUCCUUACCGUGUGCCACCGGGACUAACGGGCUCGAAAUCUCUUCCCAAAGUCUGCCCUGCUCGGCGCUGUACUUUUAACCAGCAAUACGUCAUUUAAAAGGCAAAAAUAAACCACAAAGAAAACCCCGGAGUGAAAAAUCAAUGUGAUUUCUGGGAUGGUUCAGAGCUCAAAGCUACAUGCCUUAUUUCUGGCUGGGUUUAGAUUUAUUUUCUACCCAACAGAGGGACGGGCUGUAUGGGUUGCUGGUUCGGUUUUGUGCUUUGUUUAUUGAGAUUUUUUUUUUUAAUUUUGGUCUACGUUACGUUUGUUGGGUAGGUUUGGUUCGGGUUCUUUUCACAUGGGCGGUGAUUGUUCUUAAGCAACCCUCGACACAUGGCUGAAACUGUUGAAAAUCUCAGCAAGUUAUCGAGGGAAGGAGGGGAGGUUUGCACGGGAGCAGAGCUGCUCUUAAACCACGUAUUUGCCUAUGGCUGCUGCUCGUAUCGUGCCAAAGUUGCAGUGAGCUGAGCCUGCGUUUUGAGUCCCAACCCAGCCAAACCUGCCCCUUUACACCCUGCUCGUGCGAUCUAAGCUCAGCCCUUAUCUCCCUUCCCCGAGGGCAGCCUGGAAGAGGGACCAUCGCAUGGAGAUUUUAACUAGAUGAUCGCAUUAUUAAAGGGAGAAGGGAAAAGAAGGAAAGCCGGAGCAAGUGCUGAAGCUGCACUUCUGUAAAGGGAGGUUGAAACAUCGGUGUAAGUGCUCGUGUCUGGGCUGAGUGCUAAACCGAGGACUCGCUGCUUCCCCAGCUCACUCGGGAAAACACUGCAAAAACGGGCAUGAAUAAAUUCGAAAAUAAAGGGCGAGCUUUUCAAAACGAGGGCAUUCGGCGGGAUUAACUAUGGGCAGCGGUUAAUUUCUGCCCUUUUCUCAUCCCUAGUAGUCCGCACAGUGUCUUGUAAGACUUGCUCUUUUGUUUUAGAGCCCGGAGAAAACUCUUUGUUCCUCCUCGGGGUUAGCCCAGUUCUCAGACUUGCACAUGGCAAUACUUGAAUAUCUCCACGUCGUGAUAUUAAAGAUGGAUAUUCCCGCAUUAUUCGCAUCAUUGUUUCUACGACAAAAAGCGCGGAGUUCAUACAUAGUAAAGACGUCUUUUUUUCUGACGCCUUCACGUUGAGAAGCUGAAAAGGUAUUUUACUGAAGUUCGGCUAAAUUGCAGGAACAGGUUCACCCAGAGGACAAAUUUUCUAUUCGAUUAGUUGUAUUUCAGCCGGGAAGAGUGACCUCUAAACCCUUAACCUUUUGGACCCAAACUGCUCUUCCCUUUCUCUGCCAUGGAGAGCAGAUCGCAGCGGCGCUUGGGGAGGGAAUUCCUCAGGCAAGUUUUCAAGUUUUGUUCCAUCCAAUUCCUGCGUUUCGUCUCCGGAGCUGACCGAAGCCCUCCCUUCUCCAUGCGAACCUAGGAUAAAGGGGGAGGAAAAAAGAAGAAGAAGAAGAAGAAAAGAAAGCAAGAAAUAAACAACCCUCUCUCUGGCUGCUCCCCUUGAAAAUACCCCUCCCGGCCCCCCGCUGCCCUCGCUCAAAGUCUGUGACAAGUUGGCUCGGAGCGGGGAGACCGCGGUACUUGGGGGGGAGAUACCAAGUUUGGCCUCUGUGGUGCCAGGCCGGAAAAUAAUGUCCCGGGAUAAGCAGACCUCGCUUUGUGCUCCUUAUCGUGAGAGAUCGCUCCCCAAGUUAAAGGGCCAAAUUCUGCUCCCAGCUUUCCUUCCCCCGCCCACUACAGUCAAACAAGGAUGUAGCUGCGAGCAGAAUUUGGCUCAUUGCCUUUUGAAAUGUUAAUAUCUCCGGGACGAGUGUUGGCUUCAGCAGGCGCGGCUCCCAUAGCCCUCUGCACGUCCCUUUGAGCGAGGCCGGGGCACCGCAAGUUUACAGAGUUGUCAUUGCUCUGUAAGGCCCGGGAAUAUGGGAGCUGGGGGCAGAAAGCACCAACGCAAAUAAAUGGAUUCCAGCUGCCAAUGCUCCGAAGGGUCAGGAAUGCGGGCAAUAACGACCAGGAGCACCCACUGGCCAUUAUCUCCCGUGGAGAAGGAACCCGAGAUUUAUUUUUUAUGAUUUUUAACUUUCUUCCAGGGUCGUUUUAUGCGGGAGAGGGAACCCCUUAUUUUCAUCAUGGAUGAAACAUGGUGUACCGAAGCCUUUGUUAAAUGCUCGCGUUGCCCAGCAAUACUCUGGUCUCUGUUAAAGUGUGAUGUUUUACAGACUUUACAAAUGUUUUGCUGCCGUUGAUUAAAGCGUUAUUUAUACUAAUUGUCGCCUGUAAUUUUGAUGUAAGCCCUCCAUACACAUUUUAAAUAAUAAAAGGUGUAGAGAAAUAGAUUCUGUUUUGUACCUUGUACCAGCAGUCCCUACGAGGCGGGUCCGUGCAAAAAGCCUGUCCCUCCCUUCAUUACCAUGCUAAGAGAUGAGUGACUCCACAUUGCAUCCGUCCAAAUGUCCCUUUGAACAGGUUUGCCGAUGGCCCCGCCAUCGUGGUGUGACUCCAGGCCAAGCUGGAGCCUGUAUUUACAUUGAGGCUGCAGUUAAAAGCGCCUGCCACCCAUUUGCUGCUGCUUUGCAUUUAACAAGCCCUCCUAGAACGACUGCCGGGUAUGUGCGUGUGUGGUGGGAGCGGGAGCCCCACCUGAAGCCACCUCUAUCCCCUCACAGACGUGUGGCUCCGGGAAGCACGACGUCAAGCUGAAAAUACGGCGCAACGCCAAGCUGAAAAUACAGCGCAG
This is a messenger RNA of Lagopus muta (rock ptarmigan), 5283 nucleotides long. It is a transcript of the gene HOXD4, whose product is annotated as homeobox D4. Gene Ontology annotation, molecular function: DNA-binding transcription factor activity, RNA polymerase II-specific; RNA polymerase II cis-regulatory region sequence-specific DNA binding. NCBI's taxonomy places the organism in Eukaryota, Metazoa, Chordata, Aves, Galliformes, Phasianidae. Bases 1003 to 1716 code for a protein of 237 amino acids. The record is from RefSeq and is a predicted model, not a curated record. Gene Ontology annotation, cellular component: nucleus. The transcript is spliced from 2 exons. Gene Ontology annotation, biological process: anterior/posterior pattern specification; regulation of transcription by RNA polymerase II; embryonic skeletal system morphogenesis.